CGAGAACCACCGAUCUUCAGUGGUCCUCAAGCCGACAGCUACCGAAGCUCUCCAGAUAAUCCCGAUUUGUAACACAAUCGAAGUCUCUCUUUUUCUUGUUUGGGGCGAGGGAGAGAGUGCAGGCUAUUAUAAAGAGAAAAACCCCCAAGAUAUUACAGAAAAUUGUAGCUUCCUGUGCCCCGCCCGCUCCCGUUGCUGGUAAAGGAUAUCCCUGUGUUUAAAAGAUUCAGUCAAGAUGAAACUAACUGCUGUUGCAGUGUUUGGCACCCUUUUCUGCACUGUUCUGUCAGUGCCUCUAAAAGUCAAUGAGGAGAAAACUGCCUUCUUCGGUGAGGACAUCCAUAUUGUGGUUCCGUUGCUAGAUGGCGCUGAUGUUCUGUUCAAGCCCAGCAGCGACCCGCACUCGGUGGUGUUUCUGAUGCGCGAGGGGCGUGUGGUGAGCUCGCGCGCCCAGCUCAAUGCUCUGAACCACCUCAUACUGGAGGACGUGGGCGAGGAGGACGAGGGGACCUACGUCGUCAAAAACAUCCAGAACCCCGCUGAUGUCAGACACAUGGUCCUCAUAGUCAGAGACUGCUCCUUGGAGCAGGUGGUGAAGUACGGAGACAUCUACUCUGUCCCGGUGAAUGGCAUUGAAAGCCCAAUCACCCUGGAGUUCAGGCCCAGCCAUACCCAGGCUAACCAGACCACCGAGCCCCCGGUCGUGGUCCUGUUGAACCAGAGCGUGACCCCCGCAGAGAACUACCAGAGCCGGCUGAGUGUGACAGACAAGAAGGUGACCCUCAACCAUGUCCGUGGUAGUGAUGAGGGCAGCUUCACUAUUCUGGACAAGGAUGGCAAGGUCCGGAAGAGGACGUGCCUCAACGUCAGAGAGCACCAGACCUUCGUCCAUCUAUCAUAUGCUACCACUUUCAAGAUGAACCUGUACCUGGACCACACCAAGGUCACUCUUAAGUACACGCCGGAGUCGGACCAUGAGGAGCGGACCAUUGUGGACCAGGGGCUGGUGGUGGAUCCAGUGGACCCAGGCUUGGAUGGCAGGCUCACGGUAGAGGGGUCCAUGAUCAUCCUGGAGCGGGUCCGGGCUGGAGACAGCGGCUGGUUCACCGUCACAGACCUGACAGGUUUCCCCGUGGCCACAAUCCAUCUGACAGUGGAGGCCUACAAGCUCCCCACCCUCUACGUAGCCAUCCUGUCCCUGCUGGGGCUGCUGGCCUUCCUGCUUCUCGUGUGCCUCCUGUCCUGCCUGUUCAAGGUGCGGCAGCGGACGGAGAAGGCCCGCAAGAUUGCCCUCAUCGCCCAGCAGGCUGGCAAAGGAGACGGGGACGCCUUCAGACAUGUGGUCCAGGAAGCCUACAACAAGUUCACUGAGGAGUCCACCUCACAGUCCACCUGGGACAACCCUACGGAGAGCACCGAGGUCACCAUCAAGGGUCUGGAGGUGUCCAAAGGCGGGCGCUACCACACCUUCUCCGACAAGAACUUCCUUGAGAUGAGUGACUCAGGGGUGGAGUUUAACUCUGCUGCCCUGCCAUUGGACAGCGACACAGAUGUCCCCCACACCUACGCUUCCCACAACUUCCACCUUGACUCUGACAGCAUUGCCGCUACCGUUGUUGCCGAGGGUGACCUGAGUGCCAACCAGAACAAUGACUCCGCCACGAGUACCAUUGGGAGCCCCGCGGCGCAGCCCGACGCCACCCCCGACGGAGACCUGAUGGGGAAUGCCACGCCGGAGAACACACCCAGGAGAGGUGACCUGGAAGCAGGCUCCCCGAAAGCAACUGAGCUGGUCGAUGAAACUCCAACUCCGGAGGCUGGAGACAAAGCAGCUGCUGAGAGCACCUGAGAGCCACAAGGAACCCCAGAGGUGUCUUCAUCCUCCACAUUCACACCACACACAUUCUGACAAUCUGCCACUCAGUCCAAACACUCUGCUUAGCUCCCACCAUCCAUCCCCUUAACCUCUGGUUACUGCUCAUCAGUGUAAACACAUGAUCAUCCAUGACAGUUACCAUACACUGUAAUCAAAUAUAAAUCACUGACACACAAACACACAGAUACAAGGAGCUUGCCUCUGAUGCAAGAUAAAGUAUCCGUUUGUGGCAUAGCUGCAUAACAGUUCUAACACGGUUCUGACAAAGAAAUAAAGCAAACAAAAUUUAACAGAUUAAUGUUAUGUAUAAUGGAUAAAUGCAUGCAUCACCUUGACACUAGAAGCAGACAUUUCCUCCACAGUAGAGUAAAAAGAGGCCACUCUUAAUUAUAAUGACUGCACAGACUGCAUGUAAGCCACUCACAGAAGACUUAUUGGCGCCAAGUUGUCAGAGGGAAUAUUCCUGACACAGUAGAGCUUAGAGAACCAUACAGUGCAGGAGAAAGAGUAAACCAGGGCCAUAUGGUCCCCUUAGUCAUUCACUACGCCCUGCAACACAUCAGCUCCUGCAGCCAGUCACAGGAAGCGCUUGUCUCAGCAGCUACAGAAUGGGGGAUGACCCCCCCCUCACCUCUUCCACCACUAACCUGCCUCUUCUUCCAUUCAAUUUAUAAAAGCACACAGAUUGAAUAACCACACCAUUCAAGAGGCAUCUUAGCUGGUGGUGGGGUCAUCUGUACCCCUGUCAGACCUUUUUCAAGGUGUGAAAACGUCAACCUUGAGCAUGGAUGUCCAUGACAUCACCACUGUACGACUCAUCU
Osmerus eperlanus (European smelt) is the source of this 2697-nucleotide messenger RNA. RefSeq lists its product as uncharacterized. Lineage: Eukaryota; Metazoa; Chordata; Actinopteri; Osmeriformes; Osmeridae. The record is from RefSeq and is a predicted model, not a curated record. The transcript is spliced from 9 exons. Bases 236 to 1849 code for a protein of 537 amino acids.